GCGGCUGCCGAGUCCUUCCAGGCGUGCUCGGAGAAAGUUAACGCCGAGAGAGAGGCUGCAGAAUACGGGACUCGCCGCUCCGCAAGCCCCAGUGCCUGGUUCUUUACUCAUUUCCUCCGCGGCGCUCAGCUCCAGCCGCAGGCAUGUGCUCUGGAAGCCUUAGUUGAACCCAGGCUCCCCUAGUUUCCUCUUGUUACAGCAAAGUAUGAAACAGCUUGUAGUCCCUGAUCUAUGUCGCAGAGUAUAGUAGUAACCUGUUACAUAGCAAUCACCCCAAAGUUUAGCAGCUUGAAACAACAAAGGCGAAGUGUCCCUCAGGUUCCGGGCGUCAGGGAUUUGGGCAUGGCGUUGCUGGGUGGUUCUGUCUUGGUCUCUCCUAAGAUUCCAGGCAAGAUGUAGGCCAAGGCUGCAGCAGGCCGGACAGCCUGCUUGCUGGAUAGCUCACUCACCUGAGUGUCGGCGGGAGGCCUGUUUCUCACAGCGUGGACCUCCCUACAGGGUGAAUUGAGUGUCCCCAUGACUUGGCAUUUGGCUUCUCUCACAACACGUGGUCCCCAAGAGAGCAAAGCAGAAGCCACCGUGUCUUUUGUGAUCAAGCCUCAGAAGUCACAUACCAUCACUACUGUCAUUCCAGACAACCCUUCAGUGUGGGAGGAUCAACCCAAACGUAUGAAUACCAAUAGACAGGGAGCGCUGGGAGCCACCCGGGAGGCCGACUACCAUGGAGAGUCUGACAAUGAUGAUAAUGAUUAUAACUUAGAUGAGAGAGAGGGAAUCGUCAAAUUUCAUCCUUGUCCGAGAGCCACUGUCCAAAUCAUUAUGAAGGAGUCCAAUGGAGUUUCCUACCAGUAGGUGGCAGUUCUGGUCCACUUCCUGAUCUUCCUUGGGUAUAACCAUCGGCAUGGAAGAAGUCAUCCAAACACAGGGGUUUAGAAGGGUCCUGGAAGAGAACCACCACAAGGCACCACCAAGGUUUAAGAUUUAACAUGAAUUUAAAUUCAGUUUGAACUGCAAAUAAUAAAAUGUAACUCCCUUUUAGACAACUGAUAAUAAGUGAGCCUCAUCUAAUCAACUCCAUGUGGACAGGGAAUCUGUCUUUUUUACUGAAGAGGUCCUUGCCCAAUAUUUGUGGACUGAAUGAGGGGAAUCUGUAAUGACUGACAAUAAAUGAUUCAAUGAAGAAAGUGUCUUCAGGCUUGUGUCACCAUUGGUAAGGCCACAUACCAAUGAAUAAAAUGUUACAGCAUUUUUCAGUUUGAAGAGCAAAUUCUUCCAGGUUAUGGCUAUGGUCUGAAUGUUUGCAUCCCUCCAAAAUUCACAUGUUGAAAUCCUAAUCCCAAAGGUGAUGGUAUCUGCGGGCGGGGCCUUUACGAGGUGCUCAAGUCACGAAGGUGGAAUCCUCAUGAAUGGGACAGAUGCCGUGUAAAAGAGGCUCCAGAGAGAUCCCUGGCUCCUGCCACUGUGUGAGGACACAGCCAGAAGGCGCUGGCUGUGAACCAGGAAGAUGUGAUCAUGCAGGCUCCUUAAUCUUGGACUUCCAGCCUCCAGAACGGGUGUCUGUUGUUUGUACACGAUAGCAGCCCCCAACCUGCUGAUGUUCAACUUCUUUUUUUCCACCAGAUCCUAUCAAGCAGCUGAGUUCAAGGCUCAAGUGGAGAACACAUAGCUUCAGAGGCAGAAGGAGUCGAAGGUGCUCUCCAGCUUUGAACACUUCCCCUACUUGAGAUGCAUACAAAGGCAGUCCAACUCCUCUGGGGAUGUUUCUUCCUGUGGAAUCUCUACAUCUCAUCCGCCCAGACCGUUUACCCUGGAAUCAAGGCCAGGGUUACUCAGCAGGCUCUGGACUAUGGCGUUCUAGCUGGGAUGGAGAUGAUUGAGCAAAUGGUUAAGGAAAAAAAUAUCCCAGACCUAGAAGGUUCUGAAUCUCUGGAAUUUCUGAAGGUUGAUUAUGUGAACUACAAUUUUUCAAACAUAAAAAUCCAUGCCUUCUCAUUUCCAAAUACUUCAUUAGCCUUUGUGCCUGGGGUGGGAAUCAAGGCCCUGACCAACCACGGUACCGCCAACAUCAGCACCGACUGGGAAGUCAAGUCUCCGCUCUUCCAAGACACAGGAGGAGCUGAUCUUUUUCUCUCUGGCAUCUUCUUCACCGGUAUCAUUGUCCUGGCCCGCAACGACUUUGGUCACCCAAUCAUGAAGCUCCAAGACUGUUACGCCCAAGUGAGCCACGCCCAUGUGUCAUUUUCCGGAGAACUCAGUGUCCUGUACAACUCCUUUGCUGAACCCAUGGAGAAACCCAUUUUAAAGAACUUAAAUGAAAUGCUCUGUCCCAUUAUCAUGAGUGAGGUGGGAGCCCUGAACGCCAACCUCAGCAUGCUGGAGGUUUUAACCAAGAUUGACAACUAUACUCUCCUGGACUACUCCCUAAUCCAUUCUCCAGAGAUAACUGAGAAUUACAUGGAGCUGAAUUUGAAGGGCGUAUUCUACCCCCUGGACAACCUCAGCGACCCCCCCUUCUCGCCAGUUCCUUUUGCGCUGCCAGAACGCCAUGACUCUAUGCUCUAUAUUGGAAUCUCCGAGUUUUUCUUCAAAUCUGCAUCCUUUGCCUACUUUACAGCUGGGGCCUUCAAUGUCACUCUCUCCAUGAAAGAGAUUUCCAGCCAUUUGGUUCAAAACUCUCAAGGCCUUGGCAAUGUGCUCUCCCGGAUCGCAGAGAUCUACAUCCUGUCCCAGCCCUUCAUGGUACGGGUCAUGGCAACGGAGCCUCCUGCAGUCAGUCUGCAGCCGGGCAACUUCACCCUGGACAUCCCUGCCUCCAUUGUGCUCCUCGCCCAGACUGAGAACUCAACCGCGGAAACCAUCGUGUCCAUGGAUUUUGUUGCUAGCACCAGUGUUGGCCUGGUUAUUUUGGGACAAAGACUGGUCUGCUCAUUAUCUCUGAACAGAUUCCGGCUCUCUUUGCCAGAGUCCAAUCGCAGCAAUAUUGAGGUCUUGAGGUUUGAGAACAUUCUGUCCUCUAUUCUCCACUUUGGAAUCCUCCCACUGGCCAAUGCAAAAUUGCAGCAAGGAAUUCCCCUGCCCAACCCACACAAAAUCUCACUUGUCAACUCCGAUAUUGAAGUUUUUGCGGGAUUCCUUUUGAUCUCCACCGACCUCAAGUAUGAAACGUCCUUAAAGCAGCAGCCAAGUUUCCAUGGUUGGGAAGGUCUGAACCUCAUAAGUGGACAGUGGAGGGGGAAGCCCGCCGCUUGAUUGCCUGUUUGGAGCCCACCCCAGGCGGCCAGUGGCCCUUAAUCCACAGCUACUGUAAACCCAGAAGGGGAGGACAGUGCAUGCUGGAUUGUAAAGCCCUGCGAAGUGCUUAGGCUGGCAGUUUUCCUUCUUGAGCCCUCAGGGACAGAGGGAGGCAAACUGAGUUAAAGAGCCAAAUCGGGGUGUGUGUGUGUGUGUGUGUGUGUGUGUGUGUGUAGGGGUAGGCAUUUCAGUGUUUCAUGUUCGAAUGCACAUUGUGUGUUUCUGUGUUUAUAAAAUGCUGGGGCCUGGAGCUAGCCAUGUGCCCUGGAGGAGGCGCAUGAGAAAGCCCAAAGGACAGAUUUGUCCGAGUUCUUCCUGGAGGAGUUCCCUUUAGCUCUCUCAGCAACCCAGGGUUUCCCCCACUUCCCUGCAUAUUGGAUUGUAUGUUUUAUAUUACUGCUACUUUCCCUUGUAUUUAAUUAAACUCGUUUUCUAUUAAUGUGAACUUGUCUUUUUA
This is a messenger RNA of Lutra lutra (Eurasian river otter), 3748 nucleotides long. RefSeq names its product BPI fold containing family C (gene BPIFC). The transcript is spliced from 20 exons. NCBI's taxonomy places the organism in Eukaryota, Metazoa, Chordata, Mammalia, Carnivora, Mustelidae. Gene Ontology annotation, molecular function: lipid binding. Bases 1726 to 3249 code for a protein of 507 amino acids. The record is from RefSeq and is a predicted model, not a curated record.